AUGCCAAGAGAACUACGUGAUCCUUCACCAACUACGACGUCAAAUCUUCCGUCAGAAUUCAAUUUAGGUGCAACCACAACAACAGAAGCUGCUGCUAUAACAACAGCUCCACCUGAUGCAUUACCUCAAACAGAACGUUUUGCAGCUACAACAACAACGGCAUUUGAUACAAAUAAUAAUACACAGCCGUUUAUAGUUAAUCGACAACAACAACAAUCUACAACUUCGUCACAUCGACGCCAAACACGUCGAGGCAAGCAACAACGAUAUCGUUCAACUUCUAAUGAGAACAACAAUCGAUAUGCUUUACUUAGUGAUGAUAAUGAUAUUGAAAAUGACAAUGAUGUUGUUGAAAUCGAUGCACCUAUUAUAACAGCAAAUCAAAAUAAUAAGAAAACCAAAACAACUAACAAGAAAACUCAUCUAUAUCUAGAACCGACUCGAAUGUUAAGAUGGUUCGAGGAUAAUUCAAAAAGUUCAAAAAAUUCUGCUAGUGGUCUUGGUAAUCAAGCAUAUCUAUUAGCUACAGCUCCAAUUUACGAUGAAUGGAUUCGUAAUAGUUAUGAAUUACAAGUUUGGCAAACUUAUUCAAAAAUGGCUACUGAAUAUAAACAUUGGGCUAAGGAAGUAGUUCAACGUACGAAAAGACGCGAUGAUACUACUAAUAGUCGUUUUGUUCAAAAGAAAAUGAAUCAAUUGAUGACUGGUAUAGCUCAAGCAAGUGCAAAUAUUUCCGAUUUACAAAUACAAUUAGCUACCUAUUGGGAAUACAAUGCAGCUGAAAUGACAGCUCAGAAACAGGCCCAAACAACAGCUGAAUUAACAACUAAUUUAAUAAUUGAAAGAACAGGCCUUACAACAACAACAACACAAGUAAGAAGUCCUACUACAAUGACAGCAUCAACCAUUACUAAAGUACAAAGUCUUGAUCCUGUCGAACGUCUAGAAAAUCAUAUAUUAGAAUAUAUUCAUCAAUGUACUUUACAUGUUAAGAAAAUGGCUGAAAAUCGUAUUCAAUUAGCUAAAGCGCAAAUGGCUGAAUUUAAAGCUUUAGAAGAUUUUGAACAAAUAGCCACUCCAUCUCAAUGGAAUAUCCACUUAAUGUUGAAACCUAAAGUAAAGCUUUGUUCAACUAAAAACAAAAAUAAAACAAUUGCAACAAAACGAGUUGAAUACGAUUUACCUCCAAAAUUUAUCAGUAAAAUAGACUUAACAUUCAAAAUUGAUGAAUCUAUUGUGAAUAAAGAUGAAAUACAAGCAACAUAUGACGAAAUGCGUAAAAUUACAAAAGACUUUCGUACUCAAGCAAUGAAACUAUAUGUUCAAUCAUUAGAGCGAGAAUAUGAAUUAUUAUCUAAUGAAAUUAAACGUAUUAUCCAAGGUUUUCCAAGUGAAAACGAUGAUGGCUUUGAUGCUGAAGCUGGUUGUGCAGCAUUUAAACAAUAUCAUCAAUUGCGUCAAAAACGAUUUGAUUUAGAAGUCAAACAAUCGUGUUAUUUUUUAGCCGGACAGCGAGUCGAGGGCGAGCAAAACAAUCCAGAACUUUUCGCCUUAACAGAGCAAGAACAUCAAUUAUUAAGAUUAGGUCCCCGAUUUAUAAUUGAUGAUCCAAAAACAGCAUCUCGACGAAGGACAACUGAAUUGGCAACUUUGAAACGAAAAAUAGAAACUCGAUUCUUUGAAAAGAAAGUAAGCCCUGGUCGUCCAGUCGAACAAUUCAUUGCUGAAUUAGAUGUCUUGCUCCAAAAUUUACAUAAUAUCCCAACUACUAAGAAACGAAUACAAUUUAAUAAAAUCCAAACAAAUAAAUCAUUUGACACUUUGUCCUCAAUUAUUCAAUCAAGUCAAUCUCAGACUAUUAUUCGUCCAAAAAGAAAGAAGAAAAAUUAUGGCCGAAUAGUCAAGAGAUUAAAACAUAAAAUUCAUUUGGCUAAUACUAUCUUAAGAAAGACUGAUAAGUCGAAGGUAUUUCAUUUAGGUAAAGUUGAUCAUUAUAAGAAGAAAUCAGAAGAAUAUAUGGAUAAUACAAAAGCAUAUCAAUGUCUUGGUACAAUUGAUCCACUUCAAGAUUUAAUUCAACGAACAAAUAAAUACUUAUUAGGUUUAAGACUGGCCAAAUGGAUUACUCAAAAGCAAUAUGAGCAAUUAAGUAUUAAACCAAAUGAAGUCGAACUAGCCCAUUUGUAUUAUUUACCAAAAGCUCAUAAACCUGGUACUCCUUUAAGACCAAUUAUUUCUGCUUUAAAACAUCCAACAAUUAAAAUAUCAAAAUUUCUUGAUAAUUUACUUAGACCGUUAUUCGACCAGAUGGCUUCUAAUUCCACUGUCACUUCUGGUUUCGAAUUAGUUAAACAGCUACAACAAUGGUCAAGAAAUAAUUUUAAACGAGAUACUAUAUUUUGUACGAUUGAUGUGACCGACCUUUAUACUAUGAUACCUCAAAUAGAAGGAGUAUUAUCUUUAAGAAAAAUGUUAGACCAGUUAAAACUGAAAGAAAUUGGUAAGUUAAAAGUCGAAACAAUUAUUAGAUUAAGUCGAUUUGCUAUGACUAAUAAUUACUUUUCUUAUAAUGGCCAAUUUUAUCAUCAAGUAAGAGGAGGAGCGAUGGGUUCUCCUCUUACUCUAACUAUUUCCAAUUGCUAUAUGUACUUCUUUGAAAGACAGAUAGUUAAUCAAAUUCGAAAUAGUGGUGGACUUUAUUUCCGAUAUAUUGAUGAUAUAUUUAUUACUAUUAAUUGGCCUGUUCGACAUUUACUUAAAGAAGUGGAAAGAUGGAAUAAAUUUGAUGAAAACAUUAAUUUAUCUGCAAAUAUCGGUUCAACUGUCAAUUUUCUAGAUUUAAAUAUGGAAAAUCAAGAUGGUCAAUUAUUUACAACGGUUUAUCAGAAGCCAUCCUAUGAACCAUAUUAUUUGACCUUUAAUAGUAUUCAUCCAUUACAUAUGAAAAAUAAUAUUCCAUUUGCCAUGCUAUUACGUGCCAUUAGAUAUUGUUCAACCUUUCAAUCAUAUCUAAAUGAAAGUGAAAAAUUAAGAAUGGCACUUCUGUUAAAUAAAUAUCCAAACAAAAUUAUUGAUGAACAAUUUAAUAACGUAUUAAAAAAGUUUAAAAUUAUCCAACCUUUAACUUCUAACAAUUACAAUAAGAUACGUCAACAUAUAAUCGAUACUCAUUUCGAACAAAAAUUACUAUUAGAAUAUGAAAAACAUAUGUUCAUCCAUUUUACCUACUGUAAAAAUAUGAAAAUGUUCCCAACAAAAUUCCAUACUCUAUGGUCCAAGUACUUUGGUCUAUCUCCAAUUAAUGAUAUUAAACCUGUUCUUGGUACUCGAAAUGUCGAUAAUCUGCAAAGACGGUUAAUAUAUACAAAGUCCAAAAACGACUGA
Molecule: messenger RNA, 3384 nt
Organism: Rotaria socialis
Lineage: Eukaryota; Metazoa; Rotifera; Eurotatoria; Philodinida; Philodinidae
Source: the annotation of a GenBank genome assembly